CGCCGGCCCCCGCCGCCGCCUCCCCGCCGGCCCCCUUCCUGCUGCUGGAGCCGCCCCGCACCCGCUCCCGGUCCCGCUCCGGCUUCCUCACCCUCGCCAUGAGCGGGGCCGCCGCGCACUUCCAGCCGCCGCCGCCCCUCCACGGGCCGAGCCUCCCGGAGCAGGGAGCCCGCAGCCAGGGCAGAGGCAGCCCCGCCGGCCACGGGCACCCCCGGGCCGCCCCCGCGCCAGGUAGUACUGGUGCUUCCUUCCAAUGCCAGUCAAUCCAUCAAGACCACAUUUGUAAUGAUGACAGUGACAAGAGUGAAGACAGUCCGAGUCCUAAGAGACAACGCCUUUCUCAUUCAGUCUUUGACUAUACAGCAGCAUCACCAGCCCCAUCACCACCAAUGCGACCAUGGGAGAUGACAUCAAAUAGGCAGCCUCCUUCAGCUCGACCCAACCAACAUCACUUCUCAGGGGAACGAUGCAACACACCUGCACGCAACAGGAGGAGUCCUCCUGUUAGACGCCAGAGAGCGAGAAGGGAUCGCCUGUCUCGACACAAUUCCAUUAGUCAAGACGAAAACUAUCACCAUCUCCCCUACGGACAGCAACAAGCAAUAGAAGAGCCCCGAGCCUUCCACCCACCGAAUGUAUCCCCCCGUAUGUUGCACCCAGCCGCUCAUCCGCCACAGCAGAAUGCAGUGAUGGUCGACAUUCAUGAACAGAUCCACCAGGGCACAGUCCCUGUCUCAUACACAGUAACAACGGUGGCACCACAUGGGAUUCCGCUCUGCACAGGCCAGCACAUACCAGCUUGUAACACACAGCAGGUCCCAGGAUGUUCUGUGGUUUUCAGUGGACAGCACCUUCCCGUCUGCAGUGUGCCUCCUCCAAUGCUUCAGGCAUGCUCAGUCCAACACUUACCAGUACCAUACGCAGCAUUCCCACCCCUUAUUUCUAGUGAUCCGUUUCUUUUGCAUCCUCCUCACCUCUCUCCGCACCAUCCUCCUCACCUGCCACCGCCAGGCCAGUUCGUUCCCUUCCAAACACAACAGUCACGGUCGCCACUUCAAAGGAUAGAGAACGAAGUAGAACUUCUUGGAGAACACCUUCCGGUAGGAGGUUUUACCUACCCUCCCUCAGCCCAUCCACCAACAUUGACUCCCUCAGCCCCUCUCCAGUUCUUAACGCACGACCCUUUACACCAGGAGGUGUCCUUUGGAGUACCUUAUCCACCCUUUAUGCCUCGAAGACUCACAGGGCGCAGUAGAUACCGAUCCCAGCAGCCAAUACCACCACCCCCUUAUCAUCCCAGCCUGUUACCAUAUGUGCUAUCAAUGCUUCCAGUGCCACCUGCAGUUGGACCAGCUUUCAGCUUCGAGUUGGAUGUGGAAGAUGGAGAGGUGGAAAACUAUGAGGCGCUGUUGAAUUUGGCAGAACGAUUGGGAGAAGCCAAACCACGAGGACUGACAAAGGCAGACAUAGAACAGCUUCCAUCUUACAGGUUCAAUCCAAACAACCACCAGUCAGAACAGACUUUGUGCGUAGUAUGCAUGUGUGAUUUUGAGUCAAGGCAGCUACUUAGAGUCUUACCUUGUAACCACGAGUUCCAUGCCAAGUGUGUCGAUAAAUGGCUUAAGGCAAAUCGUACCUGCCCAAUUUGUAGAGCUGAUGCUUCAGAAGUGCAUCGUGAUUCAGAAUGACCAAUCUAAGAGCACAAUUCUAGUUUGGGUGUUCCUAGUCACAUGUAUAGACGAACUAUCCAUUGAACUUACCCGUGUGGCUGCCAGCCUUCCCUUUACACAAAAGGGUCAAUGGACCUUUUUUUGCACUGUGUGAUUUAAUCAAUUAUAAAGCUUAUAAUUAGUCUUCACAAUUAUGGGAUUGUUAUACUAACCGUGUGAUUGGAACUCCAAAGAUUUUAUUUUCUUUAGCUUAAUUUUGUGUGUGCACUAACAUUCCCUGGUUUUUGUGUGAUCAUUCCAAGUGUUGCUGCGAGAUUACAGUGGACGUGAUCUUUUAGCAUGUGCUUUUAUAAAAAGUGGUAGCUCCAAACAAUAUAGCAAUCUACCUUAUAUAGAGCCUUCAGAUACUGUGAGUGGGAGCGAAUGGUGUGGGUGGGAGUAUGUAUGCGCACACCAGAGUUUGUGUGGGGUGUGCUAGCGAGUGUGUGCGUAUGUCUGAGAACCUAUAUACCAGCAUGUACUGAGAACGUAUGUGAGUAGUAUUAAUUAUGCUGCAAUGUAUAAUCUUGUGUGUUAUUUAAACAGUACUAGUACUGUACACUGGUUUCUUUCCUUGUGUUUGCAGUUGCACACUGAAUGCUAAGGGUGCAGCAAUUAUAGGCAUUUAAUAUUUCCUCCCCAAUGUACUUAAUGGUAUAAAAAGACCUUUUAACUUUUAUUCAGACAACUGUUAUUGCUUCCCCUUCACUGGCGGUUGUAAAUGUACCACUAAAGAGUGCAUUGAUUGCGCAAUACAUGAUUAAUCUUGUUUUUAGCUCAUGUCAUAAAAUCCAAAUUUUACAUUU
Molecule: messenger RNA, 2515 nt
Organism: Malaclemys terrapin pileata
Lineage: Eukaryota; Metazoa; Chordata; Testudines; Emydidae
Gene: RNF38
Product: ring finger protein 38
Exons: 12
Coding region: 99-1688 (529 amino acids)
Source: RefSeq, a predicted model, not a curated record